UCCUCCAAGUUCAUUGUGACUGUCGGUUGACUUAUCAAUUUGCGCGUAGGAUAUUUGCAAUAAUAAUAACUAAUUGUUGCAUUAUCUCAAAUUGCUUCCUGGGUAACUACACAACUUGAUCAAAUGUAAUGGUAAUUGUUGACUGUGAUUGUGUGCAUACCAGUGGACGAUAAGAUAUGGCGUCAAAGGAAAUAUUUACUUUUAUGGUGUAUCUAGCAAGCUGGAUUGUGCAUUGUUCUGGAGGUUGUGUAGAAACAGCAGAGGUUGUAUAUGAGGAAAAUGACCCUAACUACGACGAGUACUACGAUAACCGACAACAAACAGAACAUGUAAAUUCUAUAAGUGUAGACUGUUCUUCCGUUAAUUUAAGUUAUGGACGCUUGUCUUCAGAUGCACCAAAAAAUUAUCAAUGUUCACAAUGCCCACAAAAAUUAACAAUAAGAAAUUCAAUUGUUCCCACUAUUCCACCAUCAGCUUUUACAAACUACCCUUCAACCACCAUACUGGACAUAACAAGCAAUGAAGUAGAAACUAUUCUACCUGGGGCAUUCAACCUGUUGAAGGCACUACAAGAGUUAUAUUUAUCAAAUAACAAUAUAACCAGCAUUUCGGAUGGUAUUUUCAACUCCUUGGUCAAUUUAAUUGCAUUAGAUUUAUCUAAAAAUAACAUUCAGAAGUUAAGUAGCCAUUCUUUCCAUGGUUGCAACAAUUUACAUUAUAUAAAUCUGUCGCAAAAUGCUUUGCAGUCUUUUGACAGUUACUCUUUGGUAAAUAUAAAAGAACAUGCCAAAUUAGAUUUGAGUUUUAACAAAUUAGAAAUAUUUAAUUUUACUUCGCUUUCACAUAUGCAUACAUUAAUUUUAUCCAAUAAUAACAUAAGCAGUAUAAUUGGCUGUUUCGCGCCACUAUUGGUACUAGAUAUCAGUAAAAACUCGUUGUCCUCUCUAGCUCGUAACAACUGCAAUGACAGUAAUCCAGGAAUUUACUUUCUUGAUGCUAGUCACAACUCAUUAUCAAAUUUAGAAACCACACCUGCUUUAAAAAAUAUAUCCCAUUUGUUUUUACAAAACAAUAAUAUUGCAUCUAUACCAAACGAUUAUUUCUCAAAUUUAAAUGGAUUAGUUUUGUUAAAUCUAUCUACGAAUGAGUUGGAGAAAUUGCAAUACGGUUUAUUCGACGGAUUGAUGAAGUUACAGGUAUUACAUUUAUCAAAAAAUCAUCUAACUUCUUUUAAAUCGUACAACUACCAUUUGUUAAAUAAUCUUCAUGAGUUAUAUUUACAUGAAAACGAAAUAAGCAUUUUUGAUUCGAAGGAUUUUAAGGAAUUGUUAACACAGUUAGAAGAACUAUCGUUAGAUGGAAAUAAUUUUACUUGUGACAAAUUAACUGAAAUUUUCCAUGACUUGAGAGGAAUUAAAAUAUACCCUGGACAUUCAUGGAGUAGUAGCAACAUCCACGGUAUAGCUUGUUCAGAGACAGAUUAUAAUUCAGAGGUGACUACAAAGCAAAAUUUUGAUAUUGAAGAAGCUUUUAGAACAAAAUUGAAUGAAAUACUUAAUAUUGAUUUUACAAAAAGUUCCUUGUACAAAUACUAUAAUAAAGAUUUCCGGAAAAGUAAUUUUUAUAAGUACCUGGAAAAUUUACAAUUUAACAACAGUAUUAACAUAUACGAUGUUGAAAAGAAAUUGAACGAUACUGAUAUUGCCGAAUUUCCAAACCAUAUUGUAAAUGACUAUUUUCAUUCUAGUUUUAGGAACAGCAAUUUUGUUAAGUACUUUGUAAAUUACGAAGGAACUGAAAAUGUCAAUUCUGACAAAAUCGACAUGGAUAAUUAUUUCAAUAAAGAUUUUUUAAGUAGCAGUUUUUAUAAAAAACUAGAAACAUUUAAAAGCCCGGUGUUUGAAAUAAAUUAUACGAAUCAAGAAAAUGGCGCGGAAAUGGAAAAAUUAAUUAAUACCUUUGUUAAAGCAGAAAAAAAGGAAGAUAAUUCAGUUUUGUUACUAAUAAUAAUAUUUGUAUUAGUUGUCACUGCAUGUAUAAUGUUGUAUAUUAUGUAUAUUAACCAUAUUAAAUUUGAAAAAAUUCUUAACAAAAAUAUGAACAGUAAUUAGUCAUAAUAUCUGUAGAUAGAUUUGUACGGAAAUAAGUCUUGUGCAUAUAAUA
Molecule: messenger RNA, 2163 nt
Organism: Anoplophora glabripennis (Asian longhorned beetle)
Lineage: Eukaryota; Metazoa; Arthropoda; Insecta; Coleoptera; Cerambycidae
Product: toll-like receptor 6
Exons: 2
Coding region: 177-2111 (644 amino acids)
Cellular component (GO): extracellular matrix
Molecular function (GO): protein binding
Source: RefSeq, a predicted model, not a curated record